Diaporthe amygdali is the source of this 687-nucleotide messenger RNA. Its product is annotated as cell differentiation protein rcd1. NCBI's taxonomy places the organism in Eukaryota, Fungi, Ascomycota, Sordariomycetes, Diaporthales, Diaporthaceae. The transcript has a single exon. The record is from RefSeq and is a predicted model, not a curated record. Bases 1 to 687 code for a protein of 228 amino acids.
AUGCGCUCACGGAAACCACCACGGUCCGAGUCACGAUUUCUGUCUUAUCUUUGGGAACUUGAAAGAACGAAGAAAGCCAGUCGCGAGCCGGAGGAAGAGAAGCAGACAUUGAAGGAGGACGUUGAGCAGGAGGCAGAGCCCCAGGCCAAGGAAAGCAAGACGGAAGAAGAGCUCGAAGCGGGCGUGAAGCCUGCCACCUUCACUGAUGCGGAUGCUAUCGAUGAUAAGGACAUUGAACCUCUCAAUGAUGACCAGGGGGGGACUGCCAAUGACACUAAUGAGGACCCUGUCGACGACUGCCUCACGGAAGCCGUGAACGGCGGUCAUGAUGACUUCCUUGACAAGUCUCUCGACGGUACGCACGAGGAGCCUGUCAACGGCAUACAUGAAAAAUCCGUUGAUGGUACGCAUGAAGAAGCUGUUGAAAACACCAACGAUAGUAUCGUCAGCGGAGGAACAAGAGAGGAAACCGUCACCAGCACGCCUAGGGAAUCUGUUGAUGGCAGUCGUCAUGAGCAACCUGCUAACGAUAAAGACGAGGCACCCAGCACGAGCGCACGUGAAGAGUCUGGAAACCAUGAAAAAGACGAAGGGCCAAGCGAACCGCGUCCCGAGCCUCCAAGGUACCGUGGGAAGCCCAAGUUCAAGCGGCUUGUGGAAUUCGACAACUUGCGUCCCAGCCUAUGA